This is a messenger RNA of Phyllopteryx taeniolatus (common seadragon), 1947 nucleotides long. RefSeq names its product cellular communication network factor 5 (gene ccn5). Gene Ontology annotation, molecular function: heparin binding; integrin binding. The record is from RefSeq and is a predicted model, not a curated record. Gene Ontology annotation, cellular component: extracellular region; extracellular matrix. Lineage: Eukaryota; Metazoa; Chordata; Actinopteri; Syngnathiformes; Syngnathidae. Gene Ontology annotation, biological process: cell adhesion; signal transduction. The coding region runs from base 16 to 1116 and encodes 366 amino acids. The transcript has 6 exons.
UGUCCGGAAUCAGCCAUGAUACAGGGCCAGUGGCGGGCGAGACAGACGCAGCCUGGAGACAGACGGACGCACACUCUCGCCCUCAUGGACCGAACGCUGUGUGACUGUGUGACGGCCUCGGCCCUGCUACUGCUGCUCGCUGUGGCCUCACAGGUUUUGUGUCAGAUGUGUGAUCGGCCGUGCCUCUGCCCCAGUCCCGCCCCCCAGUGUCCCCCCGGAGUCCCCCUGGUGCUGGACAGCUGCCGGUGUUGCCAGGUGUGUGCGCGACAGCGGGGCCAGUCAUGCACCGAGAAGUUCCCGUGCGACGGUCAGCGAGGGCUUACAUGUGACUACAGCGUUAGCUUCCCCGGAGGCCCCGGAGAGUGUGUCGCUCAGGAGGAUCUGACGUGCGAAGUCAACGGCAUCAGCUACCACGACGGCCAGUCCUUUCAGCCCUCGUGCGAUGUCCACUGCCACUGCAGAGGCGGCGGCGUGAGCUGCGUGCCUGCUUGUCCGCUGACUUUCCGCCUCCCCACUGCGGACUGCCCUCAUCCGCAACAUGUCCGGCUACCGGGGAAGUGCUGCAAGGAAUGGGUCUGUGAGAACCUGGACAACUCUGUGCUUCAAGACGCCAUCUUAGCCAUGAGAGCAAACUCUCUCCAGCCACCAGCCCCGCUGCCAGCUGCCUCCGUCUGCACGGAGCAGAGCACCCAAUGGAGCGCCUGUUCCCAGAGCUGCGGGGCCGGAAUCUCCACACGGGUCUCCAACCGCAAUCCAGCCUGCAAGCUCCAAAUGGAGACUCGUCUUUGUAAAGUGCGACCGUGCCAUGCGCAACUACCCAUGCCAAGCAGACCCAUGCAGGGUCAGUGCACGGCCAGCUACACGUCACCCGGACCCGUGCGGCUGGUUCACCACGGCUGCAGCAGCACGCGCGCCUUCCGUCUGCGCUACUGCGGCAGCUGCGGCGACUCUCGCUGCUGCACGCCGUUCCACACCUCCACCAUCGACGUGGCCUUCCGCUGCCCCUCUGGAAAGCUACGACAGCGAGCGGUGAUGGUGAUUCACUCGUGCGUCUGCCACAGCAACUGCCCCUACGUGCCAUUUACUAACCCGGCUCUUCGGGGACACAGACCCUGACGAGUCGCCAUGAUAAUGCCACACUUGGAACUGGUGGGCUGAAUUUGGAAGCUGGGUUCACUAAGGCCAGCACGGAUCCAUCGUCAGCCUUGAAAAAGACAAUGACUAUUGUCAAUAACAAAGCCGUUUAUUUCUGCACAGAUGCUUACCAUUGCGUGCGCUGGGAAGGAAUUAUGUUACAAAGGAUAAGAUGUAUACUACAGUGUUGCCUUGAGAUACGAGUGACAAGUUUUUCAAGAUACAAGUGCGUCAACUAAAAGAUACGAGCACUCACAGUUGAGGUUUCCUCUCAAAUGAAACAUAAAACAAAUUGAAUUACACUUUGUGUACUUAAAACAAGCAAAAAAAACCUGACAAACGUAAGGCUUAGCUUAAUGCUAACAUAAAAUGGAAGAUGGCAUUGACCUGCUAACGAUUAGCAUCAUAGUCGCGGUUUUAGAGCCAACGGAUAUUUGAACUCAAAUGGUGGAGCAACACAUGUAGGGACAAUAUCACUAUACUCACAGGCAUAUAUUCUUGAACCUCUGCGGAAAAAAAAGAUUAAUAUUAUUGCAGCUUACUGAGUCACUGAGAAUAGUGACCAUCUGAAUACAGACAAACGAAGAAGAGCCACUCGCUUCUUCCAUUGUCUCUAUGACUCUACUGCCCCCAGUGGCGAAGGCAGGCACACCAGAAGGAGCAGCACAAUGAACUGAAUUGAAGCAUUAAAUCAUGAUGCACAAACUUUUUAAUUAUUUUACAUUCUAUUUAAUGUUACUACUUAUUAUUAUUAGUAUUAUUAUUAUUAUUAUUAUUACUGUUAUUGUUUUAAUAAAAUACAAUAUUAUAGAG